GUCGUCGGUGUGACACUAACAAUAAUAACAAGUAUUAAAAUUAAAACAAUUUCAGCAAUAAAUAUACAUUAAUAAUAUAAAUAUAUCACAAAAAAAAAUAACAAUAAUAUUUACCAACCGUUAACACAAUAAAGUCUAACUAAUAGUAAUAUCUUUAGUUUAUGAUCAUAAUAAUAGCUUGACACUUGAUGGAUGACAAAUAAAAAAAUAAAAAUGUAAAUGAUAAUAAUUUAUAUUAUAAUAAUGAUAUAUCGUCGGCCGUCGUCGUUCCUUCUGUCACACCGUCCCCCCCGCGCCAUUUAUUAACGUACGGUAACGAAAACGAAUUUUAUCCGCGAAACUUUCGAUUACCAACAAUGUUCGUAAUAUCAUUAUGUACCCGUCGGACACGUCCAAGUAUAGACGUCAAAUGUUGAUCCGAAUAAAUGUUUUCCUGGCAUUGGUAAUAGGCAGUGGCCUGCUUUCGUUGGGAAUUAUCUAUUGCCUUAUAUCAAAUAAUGGUACUCCUAAACAAGAACUUCAACUAUCAAACAAUAAAGAGUUUCAGCUCUUUGGAUCUGCUGAAUCCGAACACAAUAUAAAUCUUAUUAAUAAGUUGAAAAAGGACCUGGCUAUUGCAAAUGAGAAAAUAGAACAACUUGAAAACAAGAUGCAAGGAUUUGAUGAACGUAUUAGAAAGCCUUAUCCCAAUGUCAAAUAUUUAAACUAUCGUUCGAAAAAGCGUAUUCUGGUCACUGGUGGUGCUGGUUUUGUUGGAUCUCAUUUGGUCGAUAAAUUGAUGAAAGCUGGUCAUGACAUUACUGUCGUAGAUAAUUUUUUCACUGGUGUUAAAGCAAAUGUUGAACAGUGGAUUGGCCAUGCUAACUUUGAGUUAAUUCAUCAAGAUAUAGUCAAUCCUCUCUUUGUUGAAGUAGAUGAGAUUUAUCAUUUAGCUUCACCUGCAUCACCUCCACAUUACAUGUUCAACCCAGUAAAAACAAUUAAGACUAACACGAUAGGAACAAUUAAUAUGUUAGGAUUAGCGAAGCGAGUCGGUGCCAAAGUCUUGAUUGCCAGCACUUCUGAAGUUUAUGGUGAUCCUGAAGUACAUCCACAGCCAGAAACUUAUUGGGGACAUGUCAAUCCAAUUGGUCCACGGGCUUGUUAUGAUGAAGGUAAAAGAGUUUCAGAAACAUUGAGUUAUGCAUAUGCAAAGCAUGAAAAAGUAUCUGUACGUGUCGCUAGAAUAUUUAAUACCCAUGGACCUCGAAUGCAUAUGAAUGACGGACGAGUAGUUUCCAACUUUAUAUUACAAGCACUUCGAAAUGAGCCGAUUACUGUGUAUGGUAGAGGUAAUCAAACACGUUCAUUUCAAUAUGUAUCUGAUCUAGUAAAUGGAUUAAUUGCCUUAAUGGAUUCCAAUUAUACCCAGCCAGUCAAUCUUGGAAACCCAACUGAACAUACUAUCAACGAAUUUGCUGUAAUCAUUAAAGGACUGGUUGGUGGAAAAAGUAAAGUAAUUACAACACCUGCUGUAGAAGAUGACCCACAAAGAAGAAAACCAGAUAUUACAAGAGCAAUGACUUACCUAAAUUGGAAACCUAAGGUGGGCUUAAAAGAAGGUUUAAAAAUGACAAUUGAUUAUUUUAAACAAGAAAUAAAGAAAUCACAAAAAAAUGUUUGAUAUACAAUAUUUAAAUAUUAUAUUAUAUUACUUACGAGUUAUUCAUUUUUAUUUCAAUUGGUGUGAAUAAUAAUGUUUUUAUAUGUUUUAUACAAUUAAUUUAUUUUAAAUUUGUUAAUAAUUGAAUUUCAACUGAUUCUAUGAAAAUUUAGCAUACUAUGUAAAUGUGACGAUUGUUUUUUA
Rhopalosiphum maidis (corn leaf aphid) is the source of this 1846-nucleotide messenger RNA. RefSeq names its product UDP-glucuronic acid decarboxylase 1 (gene Uxs). The transcript has 8 exons. Gene Ontology annotation, biological process: D-xylose metabolic process. Gene Ontology annotation, molecular function: UDP-glucuronate decarboxylase activity; NAD+ binding. Bases 374 to 1663 code for a protein of 429 amino acids. Lineage: Eukaryota; Metazoa; Arthropoda; Insecta; Hemiptera; Aphididae. Gene Ontology annotation, cellular component: cytoplasm. The record is from RefSeq and is a predicted model, not a curated record.